Messenger RNA from Fulmarus glacialis (Northern fulmar), 1302 nucleotides. Its product is annotated as sodium channel protein type 5 subunit alpha-like. Gene Ontology annotation, cellular component: axon; plasma membrane; voltage-gated sodium channel complex. Lineage: Eukaryota; Metazoa; Chordata; Aves; Procellariiformes; Procellariidae. The transcript has 5 exons. Gene Ontology annotation, biological process: neuronal action potential; sodium ion transmembrane transport; membrane depolarization during action potential. The annotation marks the transcript as partial. The record is from RefSeq and is a predicted model, not a curated record. Gene Ontology annotation, molecular function: voltage-gated sodium channel activity.
AGGCAGAUACUGCUGUCCUAUGAAUUGUCAGUGGACUCUAUUGAUGAUCCUUUUCGAAGACAGAGGUUAAUGAGUGCAGCCACUAUUAUUACAGAUAAUUUGCAACUGCAAGAGUCAAAACUGAAAUGUCCUUCAUUAUGGAAACAUUUUGCUCAAAAGUAUCUAAUUUGGAAUUGUUGUCCAUUCUGGAGAGUAGUCAAAGAGAAGGUGAAACUGGUAAUUUUGGAUCCAUUUGUUGAUCUCUUAAUCAUGGUUUGCAUUAUCAUGAAUACCUUAUUCAUGGCUCUGGAGUACCCUCGCAUGCCAGACAAUUACCAACAAAUGAUUUUUAUAAGUGACAAGGUCUUCACCCUGAUUUUUACAGCAGAAAUGAUCUUGAAAAUCAUCGCUCUAGAUCCUUACAACUAUUUUCAGCAAAAAUGGAAUAUUUUUGAUAGCAUAGUUGUCAUGAUUGGCCUAAUAAGCUUUAAAGAAAAUCUGCCAUCUCUCAGGCUGCUCAGGAUCUUCAAAUUGGCAAAGUCCUGGCCAGCCUUAAAUACUCUUAUGAAAAUAAUUCUAAACUCAGUUGGUGCUCUGGGUAAUCUCACUCUGGUUUUGAUUAUCACUGUAUUUAUUUUUGCUGUAGUAGGAAAGCAGGUUUUGGGCAGUUAUUAUGAGAAUUAUUAUUAUAGAAUAAACACCGAUGAGAAUUUACGCUGGCAUAUGAAGGAUUUUUAUCAUUCAUUCCUGAUUAUAUUCCGAAUAUUAUGUGGAGAAUGGAUUGAAACCAUGUGGGAAUGUAUGGAAGUGGCUGGAGAAGGGCUAUGUCUUCCCAUUUUCUUGCUAGUCCUGGUGGUAGGAAACCUGGUGGUGCUCAACCUAUUCAUUGCCUUGCUGCUGAGUUCGUUCAGUACUGAAUCCUCAAUGGGACAAGAGGAAACUGGACAAAUGACUAAAUGUCAGAUUGCCAUUGCACGGAUUCACAAGGGCCUGCAGUCUGUGAAAGACAGAAUUUUGGAUCAUUGUGGCAAAAUAAUGAAACGAAGCCUCAAAACAACAGCCAAAGAGAAGACUUUACUGAAAAUUUCUGCCAAAGACGUAGGGGAAAAUAACUAUGCCAUGACAGAUGUCAGAAAAGAUACAGACAACAAUUGUUUUGACAUUGGGUAUUACAACACUGAAGAGAAUUCCUCAAUAAUGAGGAAAUAUGAAGAAUUUUUAACCAGUCGUAGUACCUGUAUUCCCAUUGCAGUAGCCGAGACUUACAGCGAUGAAGUUGAUGAUGAGCACAGCGUAUGCACAAAAAUAGAACACAGAAAACAG